AUGGCGGUACAAAAUUUGUGGCCUAUCUUUCAGUUGGAUGUCAAAUCAGUUUUCCUAAAUGGAUACUUGGAGGAAGAGGUAUUUAUCGAGCAACCUUCUGGUUACAUAAAAAUUGAAGAUGAGCAUAAGGUAUACAAGUUGAAAAAGGCUCUUUACGGACUAAAACAAGCUCCACAAGCUUGGUAUAGUCGCAUUGAGGCUUACUUUCUAAAAUUUGGUUUCCAGAAAUGUCCAUAUGAACACUCUCUCUUUGUUAAAAUUGGAGAAUCUGGAAAAAUGCUCAUAGUGUGUUUAUAUGUUGAUGAUCUUAUAUUUACUAGGAAUGAUAAUGUCAUGUUUUCUGAUUUUAAUAGAUCUAUGAUGGAUGAAUUCGAGAUGUCUGAUCUUGGUAAGAUGCAUUAUUUUCUUGGUUUAGAAGUAGUGCAAUCUGUUGAUGGGAUAUUUGUUUCCCAAAAGAAAUAUGUGCGGAAAAUUUUAGAUCGAUUCAAGAUGAAGAAUUGCAUUCCCGUCUAUACUCCAGUUGAGUUUGGUUUGAAGCUAAACAAAGUUGGAAGAAGAGAUAUGGUAGACAACACGCUCUACAGGCAAAUUGUAGGUAGUUUGAUGUAUCUUACCGCUACAAGGCCUGACAUCAUGUAUGUUGUAAGUUUUAUAAGCAGGUAUAUGGAGAGUCCGGCAGAAAUUCACUUGCUAGCUGCCAAGAGGAUCCUUCGCUACUUACAAGGAACUAAGGAUUUUGGUUUGUUCUACAAGAAGGGUGAAAAGUCUUAUCUGAUUGGUUUUGCUGACAGCAACUACGCAGGAGAUCAAGACGACAGAAAGAGUACUUCAGGCUAUGUUUAUUUACUAGGCACAACGGCUGUUUCAUGGUCUUCCAGGAAGCAAAAAAUUGUCACUUUAUCUAGUACUGAAGCGAAAUUUGUUGCUGCUACAACUUGUGCUUGUCAAGCUGUUUGGUUGAGGUAG
Molecule: messenger RNA, 966 nt
Organism: Solanum tuberosum (potato)
Lineage: Eukaryota; Viridiplantae; Streptophyta; Magnoliopsida; Solanales; Solanaceae
Exons: 1
Coding region: 1-966 (321 amino acids)
Source: RefSeq, a predicted model, not a curated record